Molecule: messenger RNA, 1344 nt
Organism: Oldenlandia corymbosa var. corymbosa
Lineage: Eukaryota; Viridiplantae; Streptophyta; Magnoliopsida; Gentianales; Rubiaceae
Source: the annotation of a GenBank genome assembly
AUGAAGAAAACAAGGAAGAUUUGUCAUGAUCUUGGCGGAGAUCGUUUAUCUGAAGAGCUGAUUCUUGAGAUUCUAUACCGUUUACCAUUAAAAAACGCAGCCCAAUUCAGGUCCGUAAACAGGGGAUUCAACGAAGCCAUACUCGAUCCAAGGUUUGUGGAACAACAUCUCAUCAGAUCAAGGGAGAAAUUCAUCAUCCUCCAUUACUCUGCUCCCUAUUUGAACAUCAUCGGCAAACUAACACUUUGCUCCGAGGACAACUACAUUGAUCUAGGAUUCAAGGAAGAAUCUUUGGUGCUGUCUUCUUCCUCCUCUGACGGCCGACUUUUGAUUCUAUCCCGUGAUUUUGAUUACCCGUUUGUUGUUUUCAACCCUUUGCUCGGCGCGUAUCGAAUUAUGCCGCGGCCAAACAUCGACCCUGAAGCGAAUAUCUUGUUUGUCGGGUUAAUCGAUGGAAUCAGCGAUAUCAAAUUAGUAGCCGCUAUUCGGGAUAAAGGGUUGUUAAAAUUCUUGAUUUUUGAAUCAGGAAACAAUGGGUGGCACAAAGUCUACACUGGGAAAAUCAUUAACACCGAUUUGUUCAACAUCGUGAACAACUCGCAAUUUGUUUGCUUUAACGACUGUAUGAAUUGGCUGAUGACCAACGGAGAUAUAUUAGUGUUUGGGUUAAGUCUUCAACGACCUCGAAUUAUUCAAAAGCCUGAUGUUCCUGAUCAGCCUGUUGAUCCAGAUGUUCGACAAAGGUUGAGUUUAUACGGUAUGGAAACGGUUUGGUUUGGUACAGCUCAAGGUUAUCUUGCUUAUGUGGUACCUAAAAAGGAAGACAUUUUGGUGUAUGGUUAUCACUAUGAGAAGGAAAUCUGGGAGGUGAAGAACAGAAUUCGGAAAAAUUUCGGGGACGGGGAGGUUAGCAGCAGAGGAAUGCCAGCCUUUUGGGAUGGUAAGAUGUUGAUAUUCUUGGCCGGGAAUCAGUUUAAAGAGAUUUACAAAUAUGAAGUUCAGGGGAAGACAUGGCAGAGACUUGGAGCAUUGCAGAGUUGGACAGAUUGUAUCAGAUGUUUCCAUCCAUUUGUUCCGAGUUUCUCCGGCGCAGUUCCGGGUUGCAAAUAUCUCCCUGAUGUUCAUGAGAUUGAUGGAGUUGAAGUUGAAUUAAUUGAAGUUGAAGGUGAGAAUACUUUUCAACAACUUGAAGAUCGGGUUUGGGAAUAUCUUCAUGAUGUUCGUGAGAUAGAUGAGGCUGAAGGUGAUCGUCGGAGGAUUAUUCAACAACUUGCUGCGUUACAAUUACUUUUAACUACCAAUACACCACAACCUCUUUGCAAAACUGAUAUUAUACUCCAGUGA